AGGCUGCGCAGGGCGGGUUGGGCCUUCCGUGGGACGGAGACGAGGAUGGGGGGCGGCGGGAUGUAUCACCCAAAUACCAGCGGGUGAGUCGGCGGCCGAACCAGCCAGGCAGGUCCGGUGGAGUAUAAGAGCGGGAGGGAGUGGCGGGCGGCAGACGCCUGGAGACCGUCUCAGACGGCGGAGCCGGAACCCAGCGCAGUCCCCAGCCCUCACCAGCCCGCGCCCCGUCCGCGCUCCUCCGCCCCACCAUGGCCCGGGGUCCGGGCCUCGCGCUGCUGUGGCCGUCGCUGCUGCCGCCGCUCCUGCUGCUGGCGGCGCUGAUCGGCCACGCGGCCGCGCAGGACAACUGCACGUGCCCCACCAACAAGAUGACUGUGUGCAACCGGAGCGGCCCGGACGGCCGCUGCCAGUGCCGCGUGCUCGGCUCGGGCCUGGAGGUCGACUGCUCCACGCUCACGUCCAAGUGCCUGCUGUUCAAAGCGCGCAUGAGCGCCCAGAAGAGCGGCCGCGCGCUGGUGCAGCCGAGCGAGCAUGCGCUCGUGGACAACGACGGCCUGUACGACCCGGACUGCGACCAGCAGGGCCGCUUCAAGGCGCGCCAGUGCAACCAGACGUCUGUGUGCUGGUGCGUGAACUCGGUGGGCGUGCGCCGCACGGACAAGGGCGACCUGAGCCUGCGCUGCGACGAGCUGGUGCGCACCCACCACAUCCUCAUCGACCUGCGCCGCCGCCCGGCCGUCCGCGCCUUCAACCACUCACACCUGGAUGCCGAGGUGCGGCGGCUUUUCUGGGAGCGUUACCUGCUGCACCCCAAGUUCGUGGCGGCCGUGCACUACGAGCACCCCACCAUCCAGAUCGAGCUUCAGCAGAACGCGUCGCAGAAGGUCGCCGGCGAUGUGGACAUCGCCGACGCCGCCUACUACUUCGAGAGAGACAUCAAGGGCGAGUCGCUGUUCCCGGGCCACAGCGGCCUCGACGUGCGCGUGCGCGGAGAGCCCCUGCUGCUGGAGCGGACGCUCAUCUACUACCUGGAUGAGAAGUCCCCGCAGUUCUCCAUGAAGCGUCUCACCAGCGGCCUCAUCGCCGUCAUCGUGGUGGUCCUGGUGUCCCUGGCCGCCGGCGUGGCCGUCCUGGUAAUCACCAACCGGAGGAAGUUGGGGAAGUACAAGAAGGUGGAGAUCAAGGAACUGGGGGAGAUGAGAAAGGAACCGAGCUUGUAGGUACCGAUGGGGCUGGGGUGGGGUGGGGUAGGGUAUCGGAUUUCAGCAAGGUCCCAGACCCAAGUGAGUCACGCUUCUUGAUUCUUGGCCCCAAGGAGGCCUUUCUCCCCCCAGAUUCCUGCCUCCCCCCACCGCCACCAAAUUUAAUAGAUCCUGUUCUCUGGGUCACCUCUUUCUGACUUCUGUCCUGAAGGAAGCAUUUCUAAAAUUCCUCCCCUUUCUGUCCAACCAGAAACCUGACUCGAAGGGUUAGGGAAGUUUGGCAUAGGGUUAUGUAUAAGGGUCAAGUGUUUGUGUGACAACACAGCAUCGUUUACAAGUGACGCAAAAUCAAUGCUGAAGGCUAAAUGCGUUGAGAUGGGAAACAGCGCUUUUACUGUCUUGGGUUUAAGUUAUUUGAUUAGCGCCACUUGCAUUGUGGCUUUCCUGAUGAGGAGUUCGCAACUUGGCCCCGUGUAGUAUCCUCAUUUACCAUCGUUUGUACUGAUAUUACCGACCACACAUGCUUGUCAUCGGGAAAGAAGCCUGUUUCAGCUGCCUGAACACAUUUUAGAUGUCUUUGUUUGCCGGCAGACUUUGGCCCAGAAACUCAGCAUCUGUUCUUCAACUUGCCCUUAUUACAGCUGAUACUAGUAAUGUUUCUUCUGUAAAAUGUUUGUAUAUAGGUUGUCUUUGAUAAUGCUGUUGUGAUUUUUAAAAUAAAAAAAAAGAAUGUAAUAAAAUAUAAAAAA
This is a messenger RNA of Orcinus orca (killer whale), 1951 nucleotides long. It is a transcript of the gene TACSTD2, whose product is annotated as tumor associated calcium signal transducer 2. Bases 249 to 1220 code for a protein of 323 amino acids. Gene Ontology annotation, biological process: positive regulation of stem cell differentiation. Lineage: Eukaryota; Metazoa; Chordata; Mammalia; Artiodactyla; Delphinidae. The transcript has a single exon. Gene Ontology annotation, cellular component: membrane; nucleus. The record is from RefSeq and is a predicted model, not a curated record.